This is a messenger RNA of Drosophila innubila, 4496 nucleotides long. It is a transcript of the gene ASPP, whose product is annotated as apoptosis-stimulating of p53 protein 2. The transcript is spliced from 8 exons. The record is from RefSeq and is a predicted model, not a curated record. Gene Ontology annotation, cellular component: nucleus. Gene Ontology annotation, molecular function: p53 binding. Bases 368 to 3496 code for a protein of 1042 amino acids. Lineage: Eukaryota; Metazoa; Arthropoda; Insecta; Diptera; Drosophilidae. Gene Ontology annotation, biological process: regulation of apoptotic process.
UCAGCGGAUUUACCUGUUAACGGACGUGUUUUCCCAGCAAAGUAACUGAAGUUUACGACCGUGCGCCAGUGUGUGUGUAUGUGUAUGUGUAUCUGUGUCUUUGCUUAAGUAUAUGUGUAUGUGUGUGUGCAUUCAAUUAAUUACAAAAGCAAAGCAAUUGAAAUGUGAAUUUAAUGAAGGAAUGCAAAUAGCUGCGUGAUAAAGCAAAAGUGCAAAAGUUACAAAAAGUGCAACGAAAACAACAACAACAGCAGCAGCAGCAACAACAACACAAACAUCAGCAACAACAAGAGCAGCUACAACAACAACUACAACAAGCAGCAGCGCAAGGUGCAGACAAGAUUGGUUGAAGCUCUAACGUCAUGGUAUGAAGGAGCCGGCGAACACUUUGGAUGAAAUUGUGCCCAGCAGGCUGACGUCAGCCGAACUGAGGGCGAUGGCAUUGCGACAACAGCAGCAAAUCGACAGCCAGCACCAGCUGCUGGCCACAAAGGAGCAACGAUUGCGCUUCCUCAAAUCACAGGAGGUGCGCAGCGCGGUGGCAAGUGCCGAGGGGGAGCGACUGCGUCGACUGAGGGAACGUGUCGAGACGCAGGAGUCCAAAUUGCGACGACUACGCGCGCUGCGGGGUCAAGUGGAUCUGCAGAAGACCUACAAUGUAACACUGAGCAAUGACUUGGACUCGAUUCGGGCGCUCUUCAGUGAGAAGGAGAAGGAGCUCAGUCUGGCGGUGGCCAAAGUGGAGGCGUUAACUCGGCAAUUGGAGGAGCUGCGACGCGACCGACGUUGUCCGGUCAAUUUGUUGGCCACAAACGGCAAUGGGGCAACACAAGCAUUGCCGCCACAGGCGUCACGGGAACUCGAGAAGCUGCGACGUGAAUUGAUGUAUCGCAAUCAGUUGUCCUUGCAACAGGAUGCGCGUUUGCACAUGCAACGUGAGGCGUUGCAACAACGUCAAGCGGAGCUGCGUUCGGUGGAUCAACGCAUCUACGAGUUGCAGACACGUCUGCAGCGCAAGAAGCAGGCCAACACACAUCACCAGCAACAGCAGCAACAGCAGCAGCAACAGCAACAACAGCAGCAACAACUGCAGCAGCAGCAGCAACAGCAGCAGCAACAACAACAACAGCAACAAUUGCAUGUUCAAUCAGCUCAAUUGCUGGCAGCAACAGCUCAACAGCAACAACAGCAGCAACAACACCAACGACAACCUGCAACACCCGCCUCCAAUCCCAUGUCCAAGCAUGGAGGCGUGGCCGCACUCAAGCAACAGUUGCUGCAGAAGCAGGUGAACCAACUGGCAGCAGCUGCUGCUGCCGCCGCUGCUGGACGUGCCGCAGAGCGUGCGAUUGCACGUGGCAGCGUCAAUGUUGCCGCCGUCGAGCCGUUCAUACACACGCCACAAAAGUCGACGAUAACAACAACAGCGAGCUAUCUGAACGCGGGCAACAUGCUGAAGCAUGCGGCAGCAACGGCCAACACGAAUCAACAGAAUCAGCUAAUACAGGACUUGAGUCACAGCCACGUUAAGUUGACUCAGGGUCAAGGAUUCUUUCCCACGAGCAGCAAUAGUGUUGGUGCGGGGAGUGUGGCGCCUGCAACGCCCGUUGGCAGCAGCAGCAGCGAGAGCGAUGAGUCCAAGUUGGCCAAGAAGCUGCUGACGGCGGGUGGCAACAACAACAACAGCAGCAACAAGGUCAAAACGGAGGCGGAGUUGCGCAAACAGACUCAAAACGAGGCCAUGGACAGCACGACGCACAUCUACGCUGAAGUGGGACCCAAAAAGCGGGACAGAGAGGCAGCAGCAGCAGCAGCGGCAGCAGCAGCGGCAGCAGCAGCGGCAGCAGCAACAGAGGCAGCAGCAACAGCAACAACAGCAACAACAGCUGCCACAACUGCAAGUUCAGCAAUUCAAUCCAAGAUACCCAAGAGCAUUUCCAGCAGUAACAGCAGCUCCGCCUCCGCGCUGAUCAACAAGCUGAACCAACAGGCAACAAGUUGUGGCAAGGAUGCGCAGCAGGAAGCGGCGAAAAAGAAUGAGAUAUCGGUGACGAGUGAGACGCUCUCCGAGCGCAACACGCAACAGCAGCUGACGGUGCACAGCAUGCCACUUGGGGCAGUCAGCAAAUCGGUGGCCACAAAGCCGUUGCAAGUGCAGGUGGCAGUGCCGCCACGCAAGCCCAUCAGCAGCGUGGCGCCCACAUCAAUGAGCAGCAGCAACAACAGCCACAGCAACCACAGCAACAACAACAGCGCUAUUCCCAAGAUGAUCACCUACAGCCCCAAAGUGAAUCGUGUGGCGCCCAACGUGGUGUCGCCACCCGCUGAUCCCCGUCCCGCUCUGCCACCCAAGCCAAGUAAAAUGUCGCCCACAGAGUCACAGUCCAGCGAAUUGUCAGCAACAGUUGCUGCUACUGCUGCUGCUGUUACCACAGCAACAGUUGCUGGUAAAGCACAGCCAAGUUUCGGACUGCAAUCGUUAAACAUCAAUGACAAUUUGCCAAUUAAAGCCAAGCCAUUAACCAUACGCAAACAGCCGUUGUUCGAGCAGCCGCCCAGACUCAAGGCUGCCACGCCCAUAGGCCUUGGCGGAGGCGUGGCAAAGCCCUCCAAUCAGCAGCUGUUGCAACGCAAACCGGAAACGCAGCAAAAGGAGCCGCUGCGUCCAGAGGCGAACAGAGGCAACUCUGUGGAGUCGCCACAACACUCGCCCAACAGCAACUCACAGAGCAGCUCCAGCGUGGAUGAAACGGAUCGAAUGACCCUCGCAACAGCACAAACUGAAACCAGCAACAACAACAACAGCAACAACAGCAACAACAACAUUAAGGAACGCGCUGUCAACAAACCAAAAUUGGCGCGUCGUGUGAGCUUUGAUCCUUUGGCUUUGUUGCUGGAUGCCAGCUUGGAGGGGGAACUGGAGCUGGUGAAGAAGACGGCGAUGCAGGUCGCCAAUCCCAGUGCAGCCAACGACGAGGGCAUCACGGCUCUGCAUAAUGCCAUCUGUGCCGGACACUUUGACAUAGUCAAAUUCCUUGUGCAGUUUGGCUGCGAUGUGAAUGCCCAGGAUUCGGAUGGUUGGACGCCUUUGCACUGCGCCGCCAGUUGCAACAAUUUAUCGAUGGUCAAGUUUCUGGUGGAGAGUGGCGCCUGUUUAUUCGCCUCAACGUUGUCCGAUCACGAGACGCCAGCGGAAAAGUGCGAGGAAGACGAAGAAGGUUUCGAUGGCUGCUCGGAGUAUUUGUACAGCAUACAGGAAAAGCUGGGCAUCCUGCACAAUGGCGAUGUCUAUGCGGUUUUCUCGUAUGAGGCGCAGAAUAGCGAUGAAUUGAGUUUUCACGUCAAUGAGCCGCUGAUCGUGUUGCGCAAAGGCGACGAUGCUGAGAAUGAAUGGUGGUGGGCACGUAAUGCCACUGGCGAUGAGGGCUACGUGCCACGUAAUCUGCUUGGGUUGUAUCCACGAGUGCCGCCACAGUCGCCGCAUUUCAGCGAUUAGCAGUUAAUACGCUUCACCAUACUCAAGAGAAAGGCUGGCCGACUUGUCCAGAAGCGUUACAUAUCCAAGUAUAUCUGAUGAGAAGAGCAGGGAAGCCAAGGAGCAUGCAAGGAUGCCAAGCACGUGCACAAGUCCCUGGCCAACGGAGCGUAUUAGUUAUGAGCUGGAAUUAUUUAUGAUAGCUCGUGUUUUUCUUUCCUGUUUACUUUUUGUUCGAAAAGCCACAUGAAGGAAAUCAGGCGCACUCACACUCACACUCCCACACACACACCCUCACACAAACACACACACGAUGCCAUAUGUCUUAGCCUCUUCAUAUGGUUAGAUAUUCGUGUGUGUUGCCUUGCAAUUUGUGGGCCAUCAAAUGUGCAACAUUUGCUGGCUCCCAAGUCAGUUAUAUAUUUAUCACAACGAUGGAGCAACGAACGAAGCCACAAUUAGCCACAUUUCAUGGAACUCUGACGUCCUGCACACGUACAAUAAAUUGGAUUUCAUUUAAGACCCUUAGAUUAAGGCCUAGACUAAUAACUUAAGCAAUAUUCCCCGACCAACCCCUCCCCCCACUAUCACAUCCUCAUUUUCCAUGCCGCCCCUAAAAACAACUCGCCACAAAUUGCUUCAACUUUGUGCAUAAGCCGAAGCGGAAACUUAAAUUGAAAAUUAAAUUAAAAUUUUAAAUAACAUCUUGCUGCACUCAAAGUGGAAAAUUGUGGAUAAACGAGUUUGUUAAUUGCCAGCAUAUCAAGUUAAUUGGUAAAAUACGAGUAUUCAACAUUUGCAAUACACACAUUUUACACAAACACAAUCGAAUGUGAUUUUUGUAUGUAGAAAGCGACAAAAUCGAAUUAAAAUAUCCUUAUAAUAUAUUAUAAUUAUUAACUAAUAAUAUUGUAAUAACUUUAAUAAUAAUAUUAAUAAUAUUGCAUGAUGUACAGUACUUACAAACAAAAACUGCUUCUUUAUCAGCUUAAAAAUCUUAAUAAAUACACUACAAUUUAUU